AACUAGCUAAGGAGAAAUACCCAACACAGUUUUGGAACCCCUGAUGGCGCAGUGUGUUAAAGCGCUGAGCUGCUGAACUUGCAGACCAAAAGGUCGCAGGUUCAAAUCCGGGUAGCAAAGUGAGCGCCUGCUAUUAGCUCCAGCUUCUGCCAACCUAGCAGUUCGAAAACAUACAAAUUUCAUUUCCAGUCCAGGAGUCCGCUUAUGCCAGUAGGACUGCUGAUCGAAAGGUUGGUGGUUUGAAUCUGGGGAGCAACGUGAGCUCCCAUCUGUCAGCUCCAGCUUCCCAUGUGGAGAGAUGAGAGAAGCUUCCCACAGGAUGAUAAGACAUCCGGGUGUAUCUGACACGGUGGUGGGAGCGAGAGGAGGACCUCCCCGGAAGAUCUAAGGUUACACAUUGGAUAAUAACCUCCUUAGCCCAGAACAAAGACACUUCUACGAGGAGAAUGGCUAUCUGGUCAUCAGAAAUUUGGUUUCCAGUGAGGAUAUUGAAUGUUUCAGGUAAAAAUCAGUUUUCCUACACCUCUACAGAGAGAUUGUUAAAAAAAAAAACAGGGGUAAUGAAAGUAGGCUGUGUGUGGUCCCAAGGCUAUUUUUGUUGUCUUCAAACUAAUUAAAGUGCCUUUUUUUGUCCAAAGGAAUGCAUUUGUGUUUCUGGAAACCUGUUGUUGUUGCUAUGUGCCUUCAAGUAAUUUACAACCCACGACAAGCCUAUCACACAGUUCUCUUGUUAAGAUUUGUUGAAGGGUGUGUGUUAUAUUUAAGUGUGAGAGUGAUAUGCCCAAAAUCACCCAGUGGAUUUCUAUUGUUGAGCUGGUAUUUGAACCAUAUAGUACAAUUCUUAAACUACUUCACCAUGCUGGCUCCCAUUGGAAACUUCUAGGAAUGACAAUUUCUCUUUUAAAUAGGCUAAGGGUCUAUUUAUUAAAAAGUAUUGUGCUUAUUUCUCAAAAUCAGAGGUAGGCAUCCCACCACCUUGUUUGACAUCAUUGGGGUUUGUUUGGCAUUGUUGUUUGCAACCCACAUGGUUCCUGAUGGAUUAUCACUAGCUUCUAGAUGUUAUCCAUAAUUUUUCUUACUAGAAGCAUUCAGUUCAUUUCUUUAAGGAAGGGGGUCUCCAAACUAGUUCCUGUGGGUCAGAUGCGGCCUUCCAAGCUCCUGGUUCUGAUUCAGCCACUGGCCGGCAGGCCUCCGUGGUGAAGAGAGAGGGGACAGAGGGUCUGCAGGAUCUGGCUAGGCCCACCUGCCCUGUUUUCCCCAGCGGAACCACACUGAACCUGCUGUGACUUCUGCCAGGCUGGGUGCUGAGCUGGGAAGCAAUUUGAUGGCCCCCAGGGGAACUCCUUUAGGCCUGCCACGUUUCUCCACCUGACCCCCUCGCCUGACACACAACAAUAGUCCUAAUGAGCUUCCCAUUGAAAUGCUGGUAAGUUUAUGUUGUUUAAAAUUGUUCUUCAUUUUAAAUAUUGUAUUGCUCUUCCUUUUUUUUUUUUGCACUACAAAUAAGGUAUGUGCACUGUGCAUGGGAAUUCGUUUAUAUUUUUUUCAAACUAGUUCAACCCCCCAAUAGUCUGAGGACCCCUGAUUUAAGGGAAACAGAAUUGUUUUACUAGUCAAACUCAAAUUAGCAACUGACCUUUCUGACUCUUAAAAAAUCCUUUGUUCAGAAACGAGUUCAUGAAGAUCUGCAAAAAUGAGGUGAAAGUGCCUGGACUGGUGAUCAUGAGAGAUAUUUCAAUUGCCAAGUCAGAGUUUGUUGCAGAUCAGAAAGCAGUUACAAAAAUUCAAGAUUUUAUGGGAGACGAAGAGCUCUUCAGAUAUUGUACUUUGCCUCAGAUACUGAAAUAUGUGGAAUGCAUAGUAGGACCAAACAUCAUGGCUAUGCACACCAUGCUCAUAAAUAAACCUCCAGAUCCUGGAAAGAAGAGUUCUCGCCAUCCAUUGCACCAGGAUUUGCAUUUUUUCCCAUUCCGGCCUGCGGAUCGCAUUGUUUGUGCCUGGACUGCAAUGGAGAGGAUUGAUCGCAGAAAUGGAUGCCUGGUAGUACUGCCGGGAUCACAUAAGGGGCCUCUGAAGCAGCACGAUUAUCCUGAGUGGGAGGGUGGUGUAAACAAAAUUUACCAUGGAGUCCGUGACUAUGAUAAAAACACCCCAAGAGUUCACUUGGUUAUGGAGAAAGGAGACACUGUGUUUUUCCACCCGUUACUGAUCCACGGCUCUGGGAUGAACAGGACUGAAGGUUUCCGAAAGGCAAUCUCAUGUCAUUAUGCAAGCUCUGACUGCUACUACAUUGAUGUGAAAGGUACUUCUCAGGAAAAAGUUGAGGAAGAAAUUCAAGAGCUUGCAAGAAAAAAGUAUGGCGCAGAGAUAAUUGUCAUCCUGAAGGAUGCUUGGAUGGUUCGAGGCCGCCUUGUUAAAGGAAAAAGAAUAAAUAUGUGAAAUCUGAUUCAGAUGCCAAGGCUGGCGUGUCAUACAAUGGAUUCCUAAACUGCCUAAGAGAUAACGUGAUUCAUUUUUACUGAUGUAUUUUCCUAACUAUUUUGUGGCUUAUCACAAAUAUUUGCAAAGCAUAUAUAUAUUUGAAAAUUAAUAUAUUAUUGAAAUUUCAAAAAUGUUGAGUUGGAGUUCUGCUUCUUUUAGAAAACUAUUGACUGUUCAUAUUUUAGAUAUUGUAGAUUAUAAACAUCAAGUACUUACUUUGUGGACUACUUUAUCUGCAAGCCUACACCUUGCGUAAUUCAGCAGUUAGCUACUUUUGAAAGACAAGAAAAGAGCAGUGAUAGUUAAGGGACAUGUUUGCUGUAUGUGAAGUGCUAUAUGUGCUUUUUGAGGGAGAGAAUUUUGCACAAUAUAUAACAGCAUCCCCACUGUAAUUACAGCUGCAUUGGCUAUCAUAUCUAGGGCUAAAGAAUUCCUCUGGCUGCUAAGCAUCUUCAAAAGCUGCUGAAAAUGUAGAAGAGGCAUAUAUGGCUCCAAAAGAAAAGACGAAUAAACAUUUUUGUGCAAUGA
Molecule: messenger RNA, 3009 nt
Organism: Anolis carolinensis (green anole)
Lineage: Eukaryota; Metazoa; Chordata; Lepidosauria; Squamata; Anolidae
Product: phytanoyl-CoA dioxygenase, peroxisomal
Exons: 9
Coding region: 1678-2439 (253 amino acids)
Biological process (GO): fatty acid alpha-oxidation
Molecular function (GO): phytanoyl-CoA dioxygenase activity
Source: RefSeq, a predicted model, not a curated record